AUGGCCUUUGCCAUUGCCACGGGCGUCGCGGCGGUCACGCGCCUGCCAGCACCCUUCAGCCCGGUCUUCGUGCUGGUGGUGGCCCUUGCCCUGGCACUGGCCGCCCGGUACAUGUACAUCCGCGGCCUGGGGCACGGGGCGGCCGCCAUUACCGGCCUGGCAAGCCUCACCCUGGUGCAUGUGGGAUCGGCGGUGUCCAUGCGCGGCUACCCGGCGCAAGGGCUGACCUGGUGGAUCAGCGCCCUGGUGCUGGCCAUCUGCCUGAUUACGCUCUUCGGCCUGGGGGCCACAGCCGGCGCGGAUGCCGGGGCCGGGGCCAUAGGCCGCGCUCCGGGGGCCGGGUCCGGCCGGGUCAAGGUGGCGGACAUCAGCCACUUGCAUCCGGCUGGCGGGGCAUUGGCCCAGCUGGACGGCCUGCUGGGCUGGCGGGCGCUGGUGUGCCUGGCCGCCGGCGAUGCCCUUGGCCGGCUGAUGUGGCGCCUGCUGCCGGCCACGCCGAACCCCAUGCCCCUGCUUUUGGGGCUGACCUUUGUCGUGUGCGGCGGCCUGCUGGCGGUCUUCUGCUCGCUGGCGGCCGACCAGCUUGUCGGGCCGCCGCGCAUCGAUCGCACCGGGCCGACCCUGGUUCGUCGGACCCGGCUGGCGGCCGGGCUGGCGGUGGUUUUGGCGGUCGGCGCCGGCGCCGGCGUGGCCAUCCUCGCCCGAUUGAUUUACAUUCGCCUGGGCCGCCAACACCGCGGUCGCCAAGCCAUCCCCUCGCCCACGCGGUGGUUUGCCUUCGAGGCCCUGACCGCCGCCCUGGCGCUGGCCAUGAUGGUCGGGGUGGCCGUGGCGAUGGCCCUCCGCCGGCGUGACCGGGCGGCCGCCCGCGAGGAGGCCGAUCGCCAGCUGGCCGCCUUCGCCGGCCAGGCACCCGGAAACCCGGGCUUCGGUGCUGGCGCCCACCGCGCCCCUGCCGGAGGAGGCGGCCCAGCUUUGGCAUUUGGCCACCCGGCCAUGGGCGGCGGCGGCGGCGGCGGCGGCGGCGGCGGCGGGACCGGUGCCCCGGCAGGAGUGGCCGUUUCUCCGGGCAGCCGGCGCACCUCGGCCCCGGGCCCGGCCGCCGCCGCCCGCGGUGUCCGCUCGGCGGGGGCUGCCGAGGCCUAUGAAAUGGGCCCGCGCCGGACGUCCCACCCGGCGCCGCCCCUGGCGGCGGUCGCCCACGGCGAGGAGUACUCCAUACCAGCCAUCUACGAUGGCGGCCAUCCCUUGUCCCCUGUUUGA
This is a messenger RNA of Fonticula alba, 1263 nucleotides long. RefSeq lists its product as hypothetical. The record is from RefSeq and is a predicted model, not a curated record. The transcript has a single exon. The coding region runs from base 1 to 1263 and encodes 420 amino acids. Lineage: Eukaryota; Rotosphaerida; Fonticulaceae.